This is a messenger RNA of Guillardia theta CCMP2712, 894 nucleotides long. RefSeq lists its product as hypothetical. Gene Ontology annotation, cellular component: nucleus. The coding region runs from base 1 to 894 and encodes 297 amino acids. The record is from RefSeq and is a predicted model, not a curated record. The transcript is spliced from 9 exons. NCBI's taxonomy places the organism in Eukaryota, Cryptophyceae, Pyrenomonadales, Geminigeraceae.
AUGGCAGACGUCGCUGUGAAGCAAGAAGGGAUGAAGGAGGAGGAGGAGAAGGAGAAGAAGGAGGAGAAGGGGGAGAAGGAGGACGAGGACACAGGAAGUAGCUCCAAUGGCACCGCCGUGAAGAAAGAGGAGGCCGAUGGUGCGGAGACCAAGGACGGGGAUGGGUUCAGCGAUGAGAAGUUGAAAGAAACCCUCUUCGCCAUAUUGAAGCUGUCAAACCUUGAGGAGCUCAGCAAGAAGAUGGCGAGGAGGAAACUUGAGGAGAAACUAGGGCUCAGUGAAAAGAGUUUAGAGGGGAAGAAGCAAGAGAUCGGCGAUUGGGUUGAUGAGUUCGUUGCAGCUCAGGAAUCGAGUGCGGAGGAGGAGGAGGAGGAGGAGGAGGAGGAGGAGGAGGAGGAGAAAGAGGAGGAGGCGGAGAGCGAGGCGAGGAAGGGCAAGGAGAAGAAGAAGGGAGGGAAAGGGAGAGGAGGAGCAGGUUGGGGUUCAAACUGGUUCAGUGAGGGUCUGGCGAAUUUCAUGGGGGCCCCGUCGGGAAAGCGGACGGAGGUGGUGAAGGCGAUAUGGGAUUACGUGAAGCAAAACGACCUCCAGGACGCCAAAGACAAGAGGUUCAUCAUGGUGGAUGAGAAGCUGGAGCAGAUCUUUGGCAAGAGAAAGCGUGUUCAUAUGUUCAAGAUGAAUCAGCUGCUCAGCCCGCACUUCGGUCAGAGGUGUGGAGCCGAGGACGAGAGCGGUACAUUUAAGGUGGAGGAACACGAGGGGGAUGCUGAGCAGGAAGAGGAAGCGCCCAAGAAACGGAAAGUGUUUGGGGCACACUUCUAUGAGGUCUUCCGGAUCCAGGGUGUUCAAAGGGCAAAGUCCCAACCAGCACCAAAAGAUUCAUUUCCCGUGUAA